This is a messenger RNA of Rhodotorula graminis WP1, 219 nucleotides long. RefSeq lists its product as uncharacterized. The transcript has a single exon. Gene Ontology annotation, biological process: regulation of cyclin-dependent protein serine/threonine kinase activity. The annotation marks the transcript as partial. Lineage: Eukaryota; Fungi; Basidiomycota; Microbotryomycetes; Sporidiobolales; Sporidiobolaceae. Gene Ontology annotation, cellular component: cyclin-dependent protein kinase holoenzyme complex; nucleus. Gene Ontology annotation, molecular function: protein kinase binding; cyclin-dependent protein serine/threonine kinase regulator activity. The record is from RefSeq and is a predicted model, not a curated record.
UCGCCCGUCCUGUGCGGUCGCCGCAUGUUCCUCGCGGCCCUCAUCUCGGCGAGCAAGUACCUCCAGGACCGCAACUACUCGAACCGGGCGUGGGCCAAGAUCUCGGGCCUCGCCGUCGGCGAGAUCAACAAGAACGAGCGCGCGUUCCUCAAGGUCAUCCAGUUCCAGCUCCACCUGCGCGCCGAGGACUUUCAGCGGUGGACCGAGCGCCUCGCGACC